Messenger RNA from Helianthus annuus (common sunflower), 915 nucleotides. RefSeq lists its product as uncharacterized. The record is from RefSeq and is a predicted model, not a curated record. Gene Ontology annotation, cellular component: membrane. The coding region runs from base 1 to 915 and encodes 304 amino acids. Lineage: Eukaryota; Viridiplantae; Streptophyta; Magnoliopsida; Asterales; Asteraceae. The transcript has a single exon.
AUGGACUCCCACCAUCUUUCUCUAACUUGGGUUCUUCUUGUUUUCUUGGCAUUGCCCACAAAAUUUGCCAUCCAAGCUCAUGGGAUCAAGCCCACACGUCUCCUCGACCUCGCGAUACGAUACUACACCUUCAAAUCACACAAUAACUUCAAAACAGGCAAGUUGUAUAACAUCAAUCUACCGUCGAAUUUCGCAGGGAUCAACGUUACAACCGUCAAGUAUCGAUGCGGAAGCCUUAAAAGAUAUGGUGCAAGUAUUCAAGAAUUUAACUUGGGAGUUGGUGUGGAUGUUCAUCCAUAUGUAGAAAGAGUCCUUGUUGUAACACAAAAUUUAGGACACAAUUGGUCCAAUAUUUACUAUGAUAAUUACAACCAAUUACUAGGUUAUCAACUCGUGUCACCCGUGUUAGGGUUACUAGCGUAUAAUGCUGGCGAUGAUUCGCGAUUUAGUAUCGAAUCCGAGGUUAAAAUUUCGUCCCCUAAUGUAAAUGGGAUAAAGAUAGAUUUUAGUAAUCACACUACAAAAAAGAAUGACACUUUGCAUGGUAAGAUACAAAUGUGUGCAACAUUUGGUGAUGAUGGUAAUGUGACACUACAAAAAGAGGUUGCACCGAAUAUUUGCGCCACCACGAGCCAAGGGCAUUUCGGGUUGGUGGUGCAAUCACCAAUAUUGUUGCCGGAGAGGAAGAAGAUUAAGCGGUGGAAGGUGGCGUUUGGAAGCGCGUUUGGGGCGGCGAUUGGGGCUUUUCUUUUGGGGUUGCUUUUGGUUGCAAUGUUUGUGAAAGUGAAGAAGAAAGCAAGAUUAGAAGAGUUGGAAAGAAGAGCUUAUGAAGAGGAAGCACUUCAAGUUUCAAUGGCUGGACAUGUGAUUCGACCUCAUAAUGUUAAUAACAACCCUCAUCAUCAUCCUCGGUGA